Messenger RNA from Exophiala bonariae, 1587 nucleotides. RefSeq lists its product as uncharacterized. Lineage: Eukaryota; Fungi; Ascomycota; Eurotiomycetes; Chaetothyriales; Herpotrichiellaceae. The record is from RefSeq and is a predicted model, not a curated record. The transcript has 2 exons. Gene Ontology annotation, molecular function: oxidoreductase activity, acting on paired donors, with incorporation or reduction of molecular oxygen, reduced flavin or flavoprotein as one donor, and incorporation of one atom of oxygen; heme binding; iron ion binding. The coding region runs from base 1 to 1587 and encodes 528 amino acids.
AUGAAUCUGUAUCUCCAAGCACUGUCCGGUCUGGCGGUAGUGACAAUCAUCUAUUUGCUGCUCUCAACAUUCCUUGAGAAUCGGCAUCAUGCUCGGAGAGCAAUGGAAAUGGGGUGUCUACCACCACACCAAAGACAUCAAAAAUAUCCCUUUGGACUUGACCUUCUGAUGCCAAUAGUGAAAGCUGACCAAGAAAGAGUCUUGCCUGACUACUUCAUGGACCUCUACCUCCACGAACUAGGACAACGGAAUACCUGGCAACAAGACAUUCUAGGGCUUAAUUCUGUUUGGACGGUUGAUCCGAAGAAUAUCCAGACAAUACUUGCGACGAAAUUUCAAGACUAUGACCUAGGAAGUCUUCGUCGGAAAAAUUUCUUUCCAGUCCUAGGUAAUGGGAUCUUUACAGUGGACGGUAAAGCCUGGGAACAUUCUCGUAGUCUCUUACGCCCGCAAUUCGCUCGUCAACAGGUCGCAGAUCUGGACCUCGAAGAGGUUCAUGUCACGCAUCUUCUGAAGCACCUUACCACGCAACAUGGCUGGACCAACCAAGUAAAUCUGGUGCCACUCUUUUUCCGACUCACGCUCGACUCGGCAACUGAAUUCCUGUUUGGACAGAGUGUGAACUCACAAAGCGUUACGUUGACUGGCAGUUCUAAGGAGUCUGCUGCUAGAGCCACUGAGCUAGACUGGACCAACUUCGCCGCCUGUUUCGACGGGGCUACUUCAGCACUGGGAGUUCGGGGUCUCCUCGGGCCAUUCUAUUGGAUGUGGUCUCCACCGUCAUUCAGACGGAACUGUAAGGAAAUCCAUCGUUUCGCCGAUUAUUACGUCAACCUUGCCCUCAAAGAUUCAUCACCACUAACUAGGUCUGGCCAAGAGAAGAAUGAGCAGAAACGGAGAUAUGUGUUCCUCGAAGAACUCGUCGAGGCUACUCAAGAUCCAGUGGAAGUACGCAGCCAACUCCUCAACAUCCUGGUGGCUGGCCGGGACACAACGGCUGGCCUUCUUUCCUGGACGUUCUGGUUACUUGUGCGCCAUCCUGACAUAUUCAAAAAGUUGCGACAAAGUAUCAUCGACGACUUUGGCACCUUCCAGAACCCCAGGGCUAUUACAUUCGAGACUUUAAAAUCAUGCGGAUAUCUUCAGUAUACUCUAUCCGAAUCGCUCCGCUUGUUCCCUACAGUGCCAUUCAAUACCCGUAGAGCAGUCAGAGAUACUAUACUCCCACUCGGUGGUGGGCCUGAUGGGAAGUCCCCGGUGUACAUCAAAAAAGGGACAGAGGUCAAUUAUCUCGUCCAUAUCAUGCAUCACCGCGAAGACAUUUGGGGAUCUGAUGUCGAAGAGUUUAAUCCAGAUCGCUGGAGAUCUCGAAAGGGAGGCUGGGAGUUUCUGCCAUUUAAUGGAGGGCCGCGUAUUUGUUUAGGUCAGCAGUUUGCUCUGACAGAAGCGAGCUAUGUGAUCGUAAGAUUGAUGCAAAAGUUCGACAAGAUUGAAGUAUUUGAACCAGAUCCAGUGACACGGCAUAUGGUUGGAGUGACAUCAGCACCCGCAAGGCUAUAUGUACGUCUUCACGAGGCGGAGGUUUAA